Molecule: messenger RNA, 1402 nt
Organism: Myotis davidii
Lineage: Eukaryota; Metazoa; Chordata; Mammalia; Chiroptera; Vespertilionidae
Gene: THOC3
Product: THO complex 3
Exons: 6
Coding region: 7-951 (314 amino acids)
Biological process (GO): mRNA export from nucleus
Cellular component (GO): THO complex part of transcription export complex
Molecular function (GO): protein binding
Source: RefSeq, a predicted model, not a curated record
CUGGGCAUGCAGGAGCUGUUCCGGGGCCACAGCAAGACGCGCGAGUUCCCGGCGCACAGCGCGAAGGUGCACUCGGUGGCCUGGAGCUGCGACGGGCGGCGUCUGGCCUCUGGGUCCUUUGACAAGACGGCUAGCGUCUUCCUGCUGGAGAAGGACCGGUUGGUCAAAGAAAACAAUUACCGCGGACACGGCGACAGCGUGGACCAGCUGUGUUGGCACCCAAGUAACCCUGACCUGUUCGUCACAGCGUCUGGAGACAAAACCAUUCGCAUCUGGGAUGUGAGGACUACCAAGUGCAUCGCUACUGUGAACACUAAAGGGGAGAACAUUAAUAUAUGUUGGAGUCCCGAUGGGCAGACCAUAGCCGUAGGCAACAAGGACGAUGUCGUGACAUUUAUUGAUGCCAAGACACAUCGUUCGAAAGCAGAGGAGCAGUUCAAGUUUGAGGUCAAUGAAAUCUCCUGGAACAAUGACAAUAACAUGUUCUUCCUGACAAAUGGCAACGGUUGCAUCAACAUCCUCAGCUACCCAGAGCUGAAGCCUGUGCAGUCCAUCAAUGCGCACCCUUCUAACUGCAUCUGCAUCAAGUUUGACCCCACGGGGAAGUACUUUGCCACAGGAAGUGCGGAUGCUUUGGUCAGCCUCUGGGAUGUGGAUGAGUUAGUGUGUGUUCGGUGCUUUUCCAGGCUGGAUUGGCCUGUGAGGACCCUCAGUUUCAGCCACGAUGGGAAAAUGCUGGCUUCAGCAUCAGAAGAUCAUUUUAUUGACAUUGCUGAAGUAGAGACAGGAGACAAGCUAUGGGAGGUGCAGUGUGAGUCUCCGACCUUCACUGUGGCUUGGCACCCCAAAAGGCCUCUGCUGGCAUUUGCCUGUGAUGACAAAGAUGGCAAAUAUGACAGCAGUCGGGAAGCAGGGACUGUGAAGCUAUUUGGGCUUCCCAAUGACUCCUGAUUAGGAGGACCUGGCGUGGGGGACAGUGAACUAAAAUUAGUUUGGUCUGUCUCUCCGAGUUGGUGUGCACCUAUAGUAUUUGUACAUUGCUAUAAUUAUAAAAGUCUUUUUUUCAGGCUGCCCAUUCCAGUUGCCUUCUUGUUGGUCAUGUUAGCAGUUCCUUUUCCUUCUCUCCUGCGUGAGGGCUCUGCAGUGUGGGUGAUGACACCAGCAUACCUUGUCCUCUGGGGAUCGCCUGUCCUGCUUUUGGGUACAGGGUGACUUCAUUGGACUUGCUUCUGCUUGGACACUACCUAGUUUGGAGGGUGGGUGGGAAAGGGUGAGGUGGGGGUCCUAGCCAGAUAGCUCAGUUGCUUAGAGCGCCGUGCUGUCCCAAUACGCCAGGUUUGAUCUCCGUUCAGGGCACAUACAAGAAGCAACCAAUAAAUGCAUAAAUAAGUGGAACAACAAA